CACGCAUAUGAUCACAUAAUUUACCGUUAGUCACAAAUAACUAAUUUUUUCUUUUCUUUUAGGUGAUGCAUCUGAGGUCAGUGUUGCAGAGGAGGGCAGCUCCAGACUGAGAUGGCUCAUAGUGGAUCAGAUGCGUGUGAGACGCAGCUGAAUGGAGUCUCAGAGGAGAUGGAUCUGCUUCGAAUAGACGUGGAGACUGAUGUGGUGGAGGACAGGCCAGGGAGAGAAGCUGCACCGUUUUCUAGGAACGUGUUGAGGAAGCAGCGACACUGGGAGAGGCAGCUGGCAGCGAAGAAGAGCAAGAGGAAAGAAGAGAAGCAGAGGAGGAAGCUCAACCAUGAGCAGGUGUCAGCUGCCAGUGCAGAUAAUCCUCAGCUUACCAAACGGGUCAUGAAAGCGAUCACCAGAGAACGUUUAGCUGAGGCUCAGUCCACGGGGCUCAAAGUCUGUGUUGACCUGAGUAUGACCGACAACAUGUCUGAGAAGGAGGUAUGUCGCCUGGCUGGCCAGUUAAGAAGGCUGUACGGGUCGAACAAGAAGGCGACUCGGCCGUUUCACCUUCUCCUGACGGACCUGAGGGAGGACAGCCGGCUCUACAGAGAGUGCCUUCGAAUGAACGAAGGCUUCCUCAACUACGCGAUGGAUAUAACAGAAGAAAGCUGUGUGGACCUUUUUCCUCCAGAAACUGUCAUCUACCUCACACCAGAUGCUAAAGAAGCGUUAGAAACAGUGGACGCUGACAAGGUGUACGUCCUCGGUGGCCUUGUGGAUGAAAGCGUCCAGAAGAAGUUGAGCUUCUUGAGAGCCAGAGAACUGAGCGUUCACACGGCGAGGCUGCCCAUAGACGAGUACAUGGUGAAGAAAAACAAUGCCAAGAACUUCCACUCCAAGAUCCUGGCUGUCAAUCAAGUGUUUGACAUCUUACUGACUUUCUGCAACACCGGCAGCUGGACAGAAGCCCUGCAGGCCGGGUUCCCCCAGGGGAAGGGUUAUGUUGUUGCGCCAGAGGAUUGCCCGCCACAUCCUGUCUCUCAGUCAGAAACCUAGCAUGUGGAUUCAAUUUCAUUCAUGCUUUAUACAGAACUCUUUUUCCAUCCAUCUCAAAUACCUAAGGGGAGUUGCGACAAUGUGAUAAGUGCCUGUUUUUAAAAAAUAGCAAACUUUUCUUCAACAUUUCUUGGUAUUGUGUACAUUGAAACAAAAAAAAUGUCAUAUUUUGUUUGAUGCUGAAUUCCAGAAUUUUAUAAAACGGAGGAACUUUUCUACUUUUUAACGUUCUCAGGGGUCUUUUGUUUUUUAGUUCAUUAGUGAACGACAGCAUUGUGAACAAUGACAUUUCUUUAUGGUUGAUGAAUCCCUGAAGCUUAAUCAGAUAAAAAUCAAAGCCAUGAUUAUCUUUACAGGGAGAUUGCUUCUUUUGUUUUCUUUGUGUGUCCCUUCAAAGAUUUAUGUUGUUGGAACACUGUUUGUCUCAUCAGUUUUCAAUUUUGUGAACCCUUUUCUGAAAGCUGCUUGUUGACUAAAUGAUUUAAAAGAGGCAGCCUGUGCUGGUCUUUGUACAUCAACUGUUGUAUAUUGUGGAUGUCUACUGUAAUCCCUUGUUUUAUCUUCUUGUAUGUUUUACUGUAAAGCAGCGCCGUUGCACUUUUAUAGAUUUUUCAGAUUGCUGAUAAACUUGCUAGACUAACACGUCUGUGGUUUAUUCUUCAAUGGGUUUUGGUUAACAUGACGG
Messenger RNA from Anarrhichthys ocellatus (wolf-eel), 1732 nucleotides. It is a transcript of the gene trmt10b, whose product is annotated as tRNA methyltransferase 10B. Gene Ontology annotation, molecular function: tRNA binding. Gene Ontology annotation, cellular component: nucleus; nucleoplasm. The transcript is spliced from 8 exons. The record is from RefSeq and is a predicted model, not a curated record. NCBI's taxonomy places the organism in Eukaryota, Metazoa, Chordata, Actinopteri, Perciformes, Anarhichadidae. Gene Ontology annotation, biological process: tRNA N1-guanine methylation. Bases 112 to 1047 code for a protein of 311 amino acids.